Messenger RNA from Octopus bimaculoides (California two-spot octopus), 2722 nucleotides. Its product is annotated as protein RRP5 homolog. Lineage: Eukaryota; Metazoa; Mollusca; Cephalopoda; Octopoda; Octopodidae. Gene Ontology annotation, molecular function: RNA binding; protein binding. Gene Ontology annotation, biological process: rRNA processing. The record is from RefSeq and is a predicted model, not a curated record. Gene Ontology annotation, cellular component: nucleus; small-subunit processome; nucleolus.
GUGAAGCAGGAGCUGUAACCUAGAUGUGAGAGCAAUAUUUCGUUAUGGACCUCACCUGAGCUUUGUAGAGAAACAAUAAUUGCUGGCAGAUGAAGCGUCUUUUGGCCCUUAAGAGAGGGCUAGUCAGGUUACUAAUUGAGUGUGUGUGUGAGAGUAUGUAAGGAAGUUCAUUUGGGUGACAGAACCGAAAGACCUUCACAAAGCAUCAGCAGUGAGUUCAGGAGACACCCAAACAGAGACAGAAGAGAUUUGAUGAUCUGCGAAAAUGAGCAUCUGCUGCAGAGACUCAGGAGUCACCUGAGCAUAGAAUACAUCAAUUGAUAAGUGCACAAGAGCCUCUGUCACACAGACUCAGGAGAUAAUGAUGUCCUUUUCAAUUCAAUUUCCAUUAUUGACAGAAGGUCUGUUGACAUAUGGCUAUGUUACCAAAGCAGAGAAUGUGAACUUGGAAGUAGCAUUGCCAAAAGGUUUAACAGGAAUUGUAAAUGCUACGAACAUAUCUCCAACCUACACAAGUUAUCUGAAAUCUCUUGUCGAAAAUGGCAAAAAAAAUCUUUCCCAACUGGCUGAUCACACACUCUCCAACCUAUUUCCAAAAGGUUCUUUCAUCGUUUGUAAGGUUAUAUCCACUAAAAACGGCACAUUUGACUUGUCUUUAUCUCCCGAGGAUAUCAACUGCUAUAUAGAACAAGUUCAGAUUAAAAAUAAUAUGAUCCUUGUAGGAAGUGUUAAAAGUAUUGAAGACCAUGGGUAUAUAAUUGAUAUUGGUCUCAAAGAUGUCUAUGCAUUCCUCAGUAAGGAAAACGCAAGCAAGUAUAACGAUGGGAAACAAAUCAAAAUGGGUCAGCAGCUACAAUGUUUAGUUGUCGAUGUUACACGCAUAAAAAGGAAUGUGAUACGAUCUGUGACUCUCUCGGCUGAUCCUUUUAAAAUUGCAACUCAAAUGAUAAAAGACCCCUUGCCUCUACCGCUCUCAUUUAUCUGUCCAGGCCUGCAAGCUGAAGCCACUAUUGUCAAAGAUGAAGGUUCUUACUUGGCAGCUAAAUUCCUGACAUACAACGCUGUGAUACCAAAAUGUUAUUGCAAUCCUGAUGGAGAGGGACAUGAAGCAAAUUCACUGGUCCGAGCCACUGUUCUUCAAUACCAUCCUGAAACAAAGGUUAUUAUUCUGACUCUGAGAAUGAUCUACAGCAGUGACAUCUCUGAAAUUUUCCCUGACAUAUUUAUUGGUAAAAUUAUUAAAGGCGCUGUAAAGUACAUCAGCUCAGAAAAUGAGAUAUAUCUUCUCCUUUCAAAUGGACUUUGGGCGGUUGCAUUUCCUCCAGAUCACACAGCUCAAAAAAGAUCUGCAUUAUUGAAAGCAUACCCUGUUCACUCCAAACACCGAUGCUGUGUAAUGAAAUUGGUACCUCUUGAAAAUUUAGUUGAAGUUUGUCUCAGCUGGAAACCCAAUAAAGCAAAUUCAGAAUCUUCAUCUCUGAAAGACACUCUUCCAGCUGAUGAGUCAAAGACAAAAAUACCAGAAAUAGAGGAGGAAGAAACAUCUACAAAAAAUGGUAAUGUGGUUAGCCAUGAAGUGGAAGAGGCUGAAGAAUCAAGAAGCGAAAUAACGAAAUUGGUAAAGACAUCAAAAGUGGCAAAUCUAGACAGAAUUGGAAAGCUAUCUCAUGGCACUAUACUCAAGAAAUUGGAAAACAGCUUCAAAGUGCUUUUGGCGUCAUCAGGGAAAUUCGCUGUGCUACCCAAGAUGCAUCUGUCUGAUUUCCAAAACCAUUGUGAUAUGUUAUGGGAUAUCUACAGUGAAGGGGACAUGAUGCGGGUUGUCAACUUUAAAAACCUUAACAAAGCCACUAUAUGUAGCAGUAAGCUUAGUCUGCGACUAACAGCUAAAAAGGGAAACUUUGUACAAUCAUUCAAUAAUAUUCACGUUGGUCAGAAUUUGAUUGGAAUUGUUAAAACGGUUGUUGAUUAUGGUGUAUUUGUUGAAUUUCCUGGAGGUCUUCUCAGUUUGGCAGUCACUAAGGAUAUAACAGCAGAUCCAGACAUAAAUCUACACAAAUAUUUUAAAGAAGGCAUGACCGUUUCCACUCAUGUGUGUGGAAUUAAUCAGAAAAAGCGACAAUUCAGAGUUAGCUUGAAACUCAGAAAAACUGACAUUGACUCGGAUUUUCAGCUAACUUACUUUCGCAAUUACUUUAAGGAUAAAAAUAUCAUUAUAGACCAUCUAAAAUCUAGGAAAGAUUGUCCUUGGUUGUUUGAAGAUUUACACACUGGGGAUUUGUGCCAUGUAACUGUUACCGAAGUGGUUAAAGAAGGUGUGCACUGUACAUUGGAGUCAGGCACUAAAGGUUUCAUUGCCACGCACCAUAGAAAAGGUCUCACUGUUAAAAAAGAUAUGACAGUUGCAGCUGUUAUAUUAGAUAUGGAUCUCUUGCAAGGAAUUGUCCAGCUGGCUGCAUCUCCUGUAGUUGUCAAACAGGUGAUGAAAAUGAAGAAGAAACCAGAAGAGAUUCCAAAGAAUAAAAAACUCAAGUCACUUGUGCUGCUGGUUCGAAAGGAGUUUGUUAUAGUUUUGUUAAAGAUGAAAGGAAAGGCAAAAUUAGCUUACCUUUCUCCGAAAAUGGUAAUAUAUAUUUAUUUAAUUUUCAUUCAAAUUAAUGUUUGUUUUACCAUUUGCAAAAAAAAAAAAAGAAGAAAUAAUUGGUAAAAACUGAAUAAUUUA